UUCAGACAGAUGACACAUUCAGAGGCAGGAGGACACGAGUGUUUUCAUCAUGUAGAAGCAGGCAGACAGUCAGACAGACACAGAGAGACAGAGACAGACAGACAGAAGGAGACAGACACACAGACAGACAGACAGACCCACCCACACACACACACAACAGACAGACACACAGACACACAGACACACACCCACAACAGACAGACAGGGACAGACUCAAACUUCACGUGGCUCUGAGAUGUCUGCACACAGCGUCUGACGCGUCCUGCUGUUUCCUCCACAGACUCCAGAAUAAAGAGGAGCAGAAAAUGGCAGCGGCUGACGCCCUCUGCUUCACGUUGUGGAUCUCCACAGUCGUAACCGCCGUCCUCGGCUGCCCUGAGCUCUGUAGCUGCUUCAAUAAAAAUGCUGAAUGCUCCUACAAAGACUUCACAGAAGUCCCCGGUGGUUUUCCUUCCAACGUUAUAAGAUUGAGUCUCACCGCCAACAAGAUCAGCCUGAUACCGCUGGGGAGUUUCGACAAUGUGAUCCAGGUGACUUCGCUGUGGUUGGCCCACAACAGGAUCGUCUCCAUCGAACAAGGGACCCUCGCUCCUUUGGUUCAUCUGCGUAACUUUGACAUUAACCACAAUAAAAUCGUAGAUUUUCCCUGGGAGGAUCUGCAGAACCUCACGGGCCUGCAUCUGCUGAGGAUGGACCACAACGAGAUGACCCACCUGCCGAGGAACGCCUUCUCCAACCUGAAAGACCUGAGGUCCCUCCGACUCGACAACAACAGGUUCACAACCAUCGCCGAGGGGACGUUUGACGGUUUGGUGUUUUUGUCCCAUUUGCAGAUUAACAACAAUUUGUUUGCGUGCACCUGUUCCCUCGACUGGCUCCGAGCCUGGAUUUCAACGACCACCAUCUCAGUCCUGGAGCAGAAUUCGAUUGUUUGUGAAAGUCCAGAGAAACUCAAAGGGGAAGUGAUCGGAAAGUUCCCAGAGUCAAAGUGCAAAAGCCCAAAUGUCACAAUACGAACAAAUAUCCAUAAGUCGACUGCCGAGGGGAGAACACUGGUCCUGACUUGUGAGUUCAUAGGAAACCCGAAGCCCCUUGUGCUGUGGAACAUUCGCAGCAGAAGCCUGAAGCAGGAGGUGGUUCUGUCGUUCACCGAGGACGACUCUGCAGAAUCCGAGGACUUUGCACUGUCCCAUCAUCGCCUCAAAGUCUUUAACAACGGGACUCUGAUCAUUCCACACCUGAGGAGAGAAGACUCCGGUAACUACAGCUGCUCGGCCACAAACGAGGUUGGCAGAGCUGACGAUUCGGUGUCAGUGACGGUGGCAGCUUCACCACAACGAACGCCCAUAGUGCAGUGGACCACGACACCCACUUACAUCCAAACACGCCCAACAACAGGGAAAAUACCUGUCUCUGACUCGGAUGUAGAGACACAAGACGUCAUGAGCGUUGAACCGACCGUCUCGCCCACUGCAGAGAUGAAUGUUCCUUCUUACGACGAGGAACCUCCGUCACGUGCUAGUAAAUGUGGCCUGACGGCGAACACCAGGUACAUUUCUAACCACGUCGUCAACGGCAGCCUGGAUGACAUCAAACACUACACGUUUGAUUUUGGCGUCAUUGCCUUAGGGGUGUCAGAGACGGAGGCAACAGUGCGACUCAACCCGCUUCUCAUACCCAGAGAGAAGAGCGUCAACCGGGCUGCUCCCACAUCCGGGAGCCUCCGGGCCGACAGCGGAGAAGGUCAUGACCUUUCAGACGUCUCCAUCCACACCAAUGGCUUGUACCUGUGCGUCUCUGCCGAUCGCAAACACUCGGCCGUGCAGUGGUCGAGAAUCAAAGAAGGCGUUAGCACGUAUCUGUUCAGCGGUUUACGCCCCGGCACCAACUACUCCCUGUGUCUGACCUACAGAGGGGAGGACUGCGAGGUGCAGGUGCUGUUCGCCACCAGGAGGAGGGUCCCCAACCUGCUCAUCAUCGUCUCCGUCAGCAUCUGCCUCCUCACCGUGUCCACCGUGCCUCUGCUCGGCGCCACCUGCUUCCACCUGGUGUACAAAUACCGCGGCAAGACGUACAAGCUGAUCCUGAAGGCCAAAGACCAGUGCCACAUGGAGAGGAACCUCAACGCCAACUUCAACAUCCGAGCGCCGCACACCGACUCCCGGAGGAAGAUUAACGGCAGCCAGCUGGACGAGGAGGAGGGGGAGAGCGUGGACGGAGUGAGGGAGGCCGACACGGAGGAAAGCGUGGUGACCGAGUCGUUCACUUUGUCCCAGUGCCGGGGAAACUUAGACGACUGCGAGGUCGGAUCUGAGUUCAGUGAUAAGUUACCUCUGGGAGCCGAAGCUGUGAAUAUUAUGAGCAACUACAAAUAUCCGAAUCAGUAAAUGAUGAAUGUUUCUAAUAAUGAUUUGUAGGUUGUUUUUUAUUCAGUUACAAGGUGAGACAGGUUUAAAUCCGUGGUCAAGGUUCCGUUAAGCUUUUGCAACAGCAGCAAAGAAAUACUGGAGACUCAAAGUAUAUGUAUUUGUUUUAAACCACAUGCGAAGCUGAAGCAUGGAUGUCACUGAAAACUGCACUAGACUCGUGUUCAUCGUGUUUGUUUUUUCUCGUUCAUGUACACAAGUUAAAAAAAACGUCCAUAAACAACAACUAGAAAAGCAAAAAUACAACGAGCUUGUGUUCGGCUCAGAGCAAAGAUUUAAUUAUGAUUAUUUUUCCGGGCGAGACUUUCAACUAAUCGUGAGUAAAAAUAGUGUCAAAGACUUUGAGAAAUACAUGUUUGUGCUUUCUUCAGUCAAAUGGAAAACGUCCGUCUGGUAAAUACGAAGCUUUAUGCAGCAGCCUGCGUCACAUAUGAAAUAUAUUAGGAAUAACGUAGACUCGAUGUAAGCAGGAGUAACUGUUACUUAAAUAUACUAAUAAUCUGCUUUCAGCUAUGGAUCUAUUCUGUCGCAUUACUGUCGCGGUGCAGCAGCUUGAAAAUACAAUUUAAUGUUGAUGAAAGCUGUGUUUCAGAGAGAGAUGAGUCUCGUGUGCGGCAGCUGUGCAGAGCUCAGUGCUAAACUGGGAACGUUUCCUGUGAAGAGAGCUGUUCUCAUGUUGGAUCCUCGCUGAGUGUUUGUUAAACCAGAUGUGGACGAGCUAAAUUCAGUAUUAUCCAUCACGUCCUCGCCAGUAAAAGCACCAGUGAGUGUGUAUGUGAAGCUACUUGUACCCAGGUCACGUGUCCAUCCUGUUGAGAUAAACCUGCUUUUAACUGUGUCGACGUCAAACACACACACGGACAGCAGGGGGCAGUGCAGCUGUGGCACGCCCUCUAGUGGAAUACUCCAGUAACACCUAUACUCGUAGUAAAAAAAACAAGUAUACAAAGAGAACCUGCAUGCUGCCCAUUGUUGUGAGUCGCAGUUUGUCGUGUCUUGUGAACAAGUUCUGCCGUUGUGUCUUUUUUCAGUUUGAAUCAAUGAAAUAUUAUGUUUUUAACCAGAGUGUUUAAAUAUUCUCCUGAGCUUUGACCCUCUGAUCCUUUGUGCCUCAAUAAAGUUCGGACAAAACGAUAAA
Messenger RNA from Hippoglossus stenolepis (Pacific halibut), 3564 nucleotides. RefSeq names its product immunoglobulin superfamily containing leucine-rich repeat protein 2. Gene Ontology annotation, molecular function: protein binding. The transcript has 2 exons. The record is from RefSeq and is a predicted model, not a curated record. NCBI's taxonomy places the organism in Eukaryota, Metazoa, Chordata, Actinopteri, Pleuronectiformes, Pleuronectidae. Bases 306 to 2387 code for a protein of 693 amino acids.